This is a messenger RNA of Fomitopsis serialis, 1428 nucleotides long. RefSeq lists its product as uncharacterized. Bases 1 to 1428 code for a protein of 475 amino acids. The record is from RefSeq and is a predicted model, not a curated record. Gene Ontology annotation, molecular function: FAD binding. The transcript is spliced from 10 exons. Lineage: Eukaryota; Fungi; Basidiomycota; Agaricomycetes; Polyporales; Fomitopsidaceae.
AUGCCGAGCUUGGCUUCGAUCCUCUACGCCGUGCUUCUGCUGCCCAGAUCGCUCGUGGUCGCCCAAGACGUCGUAUCCGUGUGCGGACAGAUCGCCAACGCCGUCUCUGACGCUUCGGCAGUGUUCUAUAGCCGUAUGUAUACGGAGCUUGUCGCGAUCUCGUCUUGGCCUGACGUACUUUCGGGCGUAGCGGACCCUUCGUAUCUCGCGGAUAUCGCGCACUACUCUACUUCCAGCACCGAAGACGCAGCGUGUUCCGUGGAGCCAGGUACUCCAGAGGAUGUUGGCACGAUCGUGAAAGGCGGAGGCCACGCGAACAACCCAAACUUCUCUUCCAGCACCGGCGUGCAGAUCUCCAUGACGCGUUUCAGCGCCAUCGACUACGACUCGAGCGCCGGGACCGUCGCGGUCGGCGCGGGCAACGUCUGGGACAACGUAUACGCGGCCUUGGACCCGUACGGGGUCAACGUUGUCGGUGGUAGGGUCUCUGGGAUCGGCGUGGCUGGCUUUACGUUGGGAGGAGGCUACUCUUGGUUGACGAACCAGUACGGCCUGGCGCUGGACUCAGUCCGUGCAUUCGAGCUGGUCCUGCCGAACGGCACUGUCACCAAUGUGACGGCAUCGACGAAUCCUGACCUCUUCUGGGGCUUAAAGGUGAGGCGAAGGGGUUAUAACAACUAUGGCGUUGUGACGACUUUCACACUGCAGACAUACCCGCAAACUCUUGUCUGGAUCAUAGGGCGGACAAUUGAUCAUCCUGGCACGUACAUCGACCAAGUGAACGCCGCCACAGCCAACUUCGCCGCAAACGUCACUGAUCCCAAGGCGCAAAUCAUCGCUACGUACGAUUAUGAGGGUGGCGCCUUGUUGGCGGCUGUUAUGCUGUUCUACGACGCGCCGACGCAGCCCGCAGGCAUAUUCGACGAGUUCUUGGCCAUUCCAGCGUUGUCCACGAACAUCUCCACGCAGAUUGAACCGACGACGACCUCCGCGAAUACGAGUACCCUUCAUGGAGAUCACAUUCCUCUCCUCGAGACGAUUGUGGCUCAGCUGGAGGUACGCCCUCCACAGACAUCCCGCCUCAUACUCAUCGCGACGCAGUACUGGGGUCCACCUAGCGAACAGCUCGCCACGCUCCUCAGCUACGACGUCGAGCCCUUCCUGCCCACCAUCCUCACCCACGGCAGCGCGUCCGCAUACCCCUGGACGCGCCCCAACGCUUCCUCCCCUUCAACAUGGACUUCUUCUGGACGGACCCGCAGCCAAGCUUCCGUUACGGGAGCCCCGCUCUACCCGAACUACGUCCUGUACGGGACGAGCGUGGCGAGCAUAUACGGGGAGUCGCUGGGCGAGAUGGUGCAGUUGAAGGAGAAGUACGACCCGCAUAACGUCAUGGGGCUCACGGGAGGGUGGAAGGUCCCAGGUUGA